AUGACCAACACUAAUCCCCUGACCACAAAAUGCAGCAUCUGCGACAAGGACGACAGCUUGAUGCGCUGCGCUCGUUGCAGGGUCACCCACAAAUCCGCCUGCGGUGCCGUGGCCAAGAAACGCACCAAAUACGAAGAUGAAUAUGAGAAAUUUCGCGACCAGCCUGGCGAUGACUUCUUCAUCCCUUCCAGGCUUUUCGAGACCGCCGUUGGCCACUUCUGGGGCAUGCUGGGAACGUGUGACUACAUGAGAGCACGGUUCGGUUUCAUCGAUGCCCUUGGCCGUAUUGACACUUGUGAUUCUGUUGAAACGCAGCUUGAUCACGCGCGGGACAUGAUCCGCCUGUGUCGCAGUGAUAACAUGGGUAUUCGGGAGUUCGUGCCCUUCCUCAUGCUCCGCACAGACAGGGACCAGGAGUGCUACGACUUUGUCAAGUGGUACUUCAUCACGGGGAGCAAGCCUGAUUACGACUGGGGAAACAUGGACCUACGGUUCCUGGACGUCAAGGACGCAAGUGCCUUCGAGGACAUUAUGAAUCUGGGUCUUCGUGGAUUCUGCAAACUCUCGCAUGUCGUUGCUCUCACUCUACUGAAGGCCAAGAUGCUACUCGAUCUGAAUACGCUGGAGAGCGCCACAGACGUGGUCCCGCGCCUCAACGACAUGCCGCGUGAGCUCUUCGAUUCCGUCCGCUCGCUCGUCCCGCGCAGCCCCAUUCUCUCUCGCGUAUCAGCUUUAUUGCAUUGUGCACACGAUCAACCCGCACUUCUGGGGCAUCUUGUUCGAUCCGCAAUCGCAUCUCGCACAACGGCCAGCCACCUACUCAUGUGGGAGCCUCGAUGA
Molecule: messenger RNA, 840 nt
Organism: Aspergillus glaucus CBS 516.65
Lineage: Eukaryota; Fungi; Ascomycota; Eurotiomycetes; Eurotiales; Aspergillaceae
Exons: 2
Coding region: 1-840 (279 amino acids)
Source: RefSeq, a predicted model, not a curated record